Molecule: messenger RNA, 2246 nt
Organism: Miniopterus natalensis
Lineage: Eukaryota; Metazoa; Chordata; Mammalia; Chiroptera; Miniopteridae
Gene: SMPD1
Product: sphingomyelin phosphodiesterase 1
Biological process (GO): sphingomyelin catabolic process; ceramide biosynthetic process
Cellular component (GO): lysosome
Molecular function (GO): acid sphingomyelin phosphodiesterase activity
Source: RefSeq, a predicted model, not a curated record
AUGGCAGUGCCCCCCCUGGGAGUAACUCCCAGCCGAGGCCACCCCAGGCCCGGCGGGGAGCAGCGACCCGGCAGGGUCUGCGGCGCGCCCAGCCCGGGGCUCCUGUGGAUGGCGCUGGCGCUCGCCCUGCUCGGCUCCCCAGCUCUCUGGACCCCGGCGGGGGCCCACCCGCUUCCCGCCCGAGGCCAUUUCGCCAGUUUCAGUCGCGUAGCGCCCCAGCUCCGGGACACCUUCGGCUGGAGGAACCUCACCUGCCCAGCCUGCAAAAGCCUGUUCACCGCCAUCGACUUCGGACUGCAGAGAGAGACCAAUGUGGCCCGGGUGGGCUCCCUGGCCACCAGGCUGUGCAAGCUGCUGAAGAUAGCACCACCCACCGUGUGCCAGUCAGCUGUCGAGCUCUUUGAAGAUGACAUGGUGGAGGUGUGGAGACGCUCAGUACUGAGCCCAUCUGAGGCCUGUGGCCUGAUCCUGGGCUCCACCUGUGGGCACUGGGACAUUUUCUCAUCUUGGAACAUCUCUUUGCCAGCCGUGCCAAAGCCAUCCCCCCAGCCGCCCAAACCCCCAGCGCCAGGUGCCCCUGUCAGCCGGGUCCUCUUCCUCACUGACCUGCACUGGGACCGGGACUACUUGGAGGGCACAGACCCUGACUGUGAGGACCCACUGUGUUGCCGCAGGGGCUCUGGCCUGCCUCCCCCCUCCCGCCCAGGUGCUGGAUACUGGGGCGAGUACAGCAAGUGUGACCUGCCCCUUCGGACUCUGGAGAGCCUGUUGAGCGGGCUGGGCCCCACCGGCCCCUUUGAUAUGGUGUACUGGACAGGAGACAUCCCUGCCCAUAAUGUCUGGCACCAGUCUCGCCAGGACCAGCUGCAGGCCCUGACCACGGUGACGGCCCUUGUGAAGAAGUACUUGGGGCCAGUGCCUGUGUAUCCUGCCGUGGGCAACCACGAAAGCACACCCGUCAAUGGCUUCCCCCCCCCCUUCAUAGAGGGCAACCAUUCUUCCCGCUGGCUCUAUGAGGCCAUGGCCAAGGCAUGGGAGCCCUGGCUGCCUGCUGAAGCCCUUCGUACACUCAGAAUUGGGGGGUUCUAUGCCCUUUCCCCAUGCCCCGGCCUCCGCCUCAUCUCUCUCAAUAUGAAUUUUUGUUCCCGUGAGAACUUCUGGCUCUUGAUCAACUCCACAGAUCCCGCUGGACAGCUCCAGUGGCUGGUGGGGGAGCUUCAGGCUGCUGAGGAUCGAGGAGACAAGGUGCAUAUAAUUGGCCACAUCCCCCCAGGGCACUGCCUGAAAAGCUGGAGCUGGAAUUACUACCGAAUUGUAGCUAGGUACGAGAACACCUUGGCUGGUCAGUUCUUUGGCCACACUCACGUGGAUGAGUUUGAAGUCUUUUAUGACGAGGAGACCCUGAGCCGGCCGCUAUCUGUAGCCUUCCUGGCGCCCAGUGCGACCACCUACAUCGGCCUUAAUCCUGGUUACCGGGUCUACCAAAUAGAUGGCAACUACCCCGGGAGCUCUCACGUGGUCCUGGAUCACGAAACCUACAUCCUGAACCUAACGCAGGCGAAUGAGCCGGGAGCCACUCCGCACUGGCAUCUCCUCUACAGGGCUCGAGAAACCUACGGGCUGCCCAAUGCGCUGCCAGCCGCCUGGCACGACCUGGUAUAUCGCAUGCGGGGCGACAUGCGGCUAUUCCAGACCUUCUGGUUUCUCUACCAUAAGGGCCACCCGCCCUCAGAGCCCUGUGGCACACCCUGCCGCCUUGCUACUCUGUGCGCCCAGCUCUCCGCCCGCUCCGACAGCCCUGCUCUGUGUCGCCACCUGGCACCAGAUGCAAGCCUCUCUGAUGUCCAGAGCCUGCGGCCACGGCCACCAUUCUGCUAGCACUCAGAGUUGGGAAAGUGCGUGUCUUAGGAAGGGAGCAAAAACACCAGAAGGCUGCUGUGGUGAGAAGAGUGUCUGCGAAGAGCCUAUCCUGGGCCCCAAGUACACGGGGGAAACGGCACCUUCUUUCCUGGAGCUGGGAUGGCACGUCAUGGAGGGGGAUUGUCUGCUCUGCCUGUUCGCAACAUCUAGGCUGCCCUGGGGCUGCUGUCCUUUCAGACUUGGGGCAGAGGUCUCAGUUGGCACUGCCCUGGGCACACCAGACAGGGGCUAUGGCCCCAGGCCUGUGCUGGCCAGCCAGGAACACUGUGCUGCUGCCGCCUGGCUGUCAGGCUGUUACAAUAAAGAUAAGAGACUUGGACUCCAGA